GUCUGUCAGUUGUUGAAUACUGAGACAGACUGUUAUUAACAGUAUUUUUUAUAUACAAUAGGAAGAUGGGAUUUCAGGUAUCUUAUUUACUCAUCCUAGCAUGUGUCCUCAGAGGAGGUUCUGCAGUUAAAAUUAUGAAUGAAGAAACUAUCUGUGCCUCAGCUGGUAGUAAUGUGACUCUAAAAUGCAGCAUCUUGCAAGAAAAGGAAACAUAUGUAACACAGAUUCAGUGGUCUAAAUUUACUGAUGGACUAUCAAGAAUAAUAGCUGUAUAUAACCCUAGUUACGGCACAAAAUACUCUGAAGUAGCUUACAAUAAUUCAGCAACUUUUGAGAAAGGUUUCCAUGAUUGUUGGACCGACUUCAGCAGGGCUUCCAAAGAAGUUAAAUCAAUAGCAAACAACCUAGAAUGCAAUCAGUGGAUUCUACAACUGAAGAAUGUUACACUUGAACUCUCUGGCUCCUACGAAUGUACCUUUACCACAUUUCCAGUCGGAACAAGCAGCUCAAAAAUACAUCUUGUUGUUAAGAAAAGAGAUGACAAGAAUUCUGUGUUACAAGCAUUACUAAACCAGACCCUGGAAAUUCCAUGCUUGAACAGUACGUCUCAUCAUAUAAACCUGGCGAAUGCUUCUGUAACAUGGUUACUGCAGAAAGAAAAUGGAAGUGAAGGGAUCCUAAUCAGGAAUCAGCCCUAUUACCUUCAAGACUAUAAAGACUAUCUCUCUGUGUACAAGGACAGAAUCCAAAUGAGUUCAAAAGAUGCAUUAUUGAUUUCACCAGUGACAGUUAUUGAUGAUGGCAAGACGUUUGUCUGUUCAAUUGCCAAUCUCCCUGGAAGAAUUCAGGAAGUUGCCACUCAAGUGAAAGUAUUUGCAAAACCAGAAAUCUGCAUUGUGCUCCACACAGAUUCCAUAGGAAAGGCAAAUUUUACAUGUGUGAUAAAGAAGGCAUAUCCAAAGCCACAACUUAUAUGGUACAUGGGUGAAGAGAUUCUGAAUGAAAAAUCUGAAGGGUUCUUAAUUGAAAAUAAAGGUAUAAAACGUAUAGGAAGUUUAUAUGAGAGGAGAUCAUUCUUGUCAAUAUGGAAUACAACUCAUUCAUCCAUUAAUCAGGCCUUCAGAUGCAUGUCUGUGUACCAUUUCACUAGAAAUGAAAGAUGGAAUAUUUCAUCUAAAGAAAUAAUUAUUCCUCAUGAAUUUCAGACUACAUCAUUGGCAUAUUCAGAAUUCAUUAAUCACAUUACUGCAAUUUCAGAUUCCCCCACAGAAAAACCCUUGCAUUCUACUAAAACCCUGCAAAGUAAUACUACUAAGUUAUUCAGUGACUCCACAGUACCACAAAAAUCCUUGCAUUCUGCCAGAACCCUGCAAAGUGGUACUACUACUAAGUUCUUCCGUGACUCCACAGUACCACAAAAACCCUUGCAUUUUACUAAAACUCUGCAAAGUAAUACUACUAAGUUCUUCCGUGACUCUACAAUACCACAAAAAUCCUUGCAUUCUCCCAGAACCCUGCAAAGUGGUACUACUACUAAGUUCAUCCGUGACUCCACAGCACCACAAAAACCAUCGUAUUCUACUAAAACUCUGCAAAGUGACACCAUUACUAAGUUCCUCGGUGACUCCACAGUACCACAAGGAAACCUGUCCACCAGAAGAGUGACUGAACUAACCACACUGAGUAGCCCUAUUAAUUCAUAUACUGUAAAGAACGGCCUUUAUACCAGUUCUACAACUGUUCCAAAACAUAUUACAUUUCCCUGGUCAGGAAUUGUAGCAUUUCUGCUUCUCUCCUGCACCCUCUUAAUCAUUUUUGGGAUCAGAAAAUGGUGUCAGCACCAAAGAGAAAUUAUGAAUAGACCUCCAUCUUUCAAGCCACCUCCUCCACCAGUUAAGUAUACCUCCAUCCAAGUCUAUAAUGAGAGUUACUCAUCCUGUGAUAAAUUAGAAAAUCUGUAGUUGGCCUGAAAAUCUAUAAUGAUCUAACAUAAAAAUGGCAUGCUUACUGUACGGCUUUUACAAUAAAUGGCAAGCAUUCACUGGCAGUGACGCACAUUCCCAUUUGGACUGCUUACUCUUGGAUUGUGCUGAAGUAUAUGGCAUUUAGCACAUUUACUAACACAGAUUACCUUUUGUAAUUGGUACAUCAUGAAAUCAAACAUAUGGCGAGUGACAGGUAUUGAGCCUCACCUGGGGAACAAUGAAUGUACAUCCAAUAUACAAAUGUAAUAUGUUUGUUUGAUUGAUUGUUCAAAAGACUACGAAGGCAUGAUUAAUGUGUAUGAUAUUCACUAAUAAUCUCAAUUAUAUGUUUCUUUCCAUUUUAUACCCAUAUUUUUGCUAGACUGGAGAUGCUCCCAAGGGCCACCUGUAUUUCAGACAGUAGUCUAAAAAUGAGAAAUCCACAUGACUGUGCAUGAAUGGGAAGAAUCAAUAAUAAAUUAGGCACAAAUUUGUUUUGUGGAGUUCAAAGGACUUCAUUAGGGAAUUUAUUUCCACUAGUUGUAUGUACAAAUAUACUGAUUUACAUUAAGCUCAAAAUGAAAGAUACGAUUAAAACUCCAAUAGAAUAUAUGUAGCUCAGGGUUGAACUGUGGAACCCUUGGUGCUC
Molecule: messenger RNA, 2613 nt
Organism: Python bivittatus (Burmese python)
Lineage: Eukaryota; Metazoa; Chordata; Lepidosauria; Squamata; Pythonidae
Gene: CD96
Product: CD96 molecule
Biological process (GO): inflammatory response; cell-matrix adhesion
Source: RefSeq, a predicted model, not a curated record